This is a messenger RNA of Colias croceus (clouded yellow), 2747 nucleotides long. RefSeq lists its product as uncharacterized. Bases 219 to 1475 code for a protein of 418 amino acids. The record is from RefSeq and is a predicted model, not a curated record. Lineage: Eukaryota; Metazoa; Arthropoda; Insecta; Lepidoptera; Pieridae. The transcript is spliced from 4 exons.
UAGAUCGCGCCACAUUUCCCCCAACUCCCGCCGGCGCCGGUCUAGCGCGUCACAAAAUUCGGCACAAUUAAUUUCUUAGCAACAAAGCUUAGCUUCAAGCAUAUUGUUUGAUUACGAUUGUUUAUAAAUGAGUGCAAGGGAUCAGUUUUGAGUGCAAGUGUGAUAAGCGAAUUAUAUUACGCCUAUAAUUUGCAAGAGGCUCCGCAGGGGUGGUCUUUAUGAUGGUCGCCAUUAGUAAAGAUCUGUAUUGUGUUAUACAAUUUCAAGAUAGAUUGCCUGGUGUUAAUACUGAUUUUUUGGUAUGCGUACGCUACGGCUGGAUCAAAAACAAGCCUGAUUCCGAUUAUGUAGCAUACCCAGUAGAAGAUAAUAAUGUCACUGAAGUUCGUGUGAUAAAAAAUGAGAAAGCUAAAAGGAAUUGGAACACCUAUAAAGUAUUUGUGCUGAGAAUUACACCUACUUACGAUGAAGCUCAAAAAUUUAUCGCUAAAAGACUCUCCCUUUUAAAAGAAAAUUGCAAAGUGUUUGAAACAAAGGAACGCAAAGAAACGAAGAAACGUGCAUCAAAAGGUGAUUCCAAGCCAGUAUUUAAGAAACCCAAAAUCAAUCCUGUUUCUGUAAAACCUGCAAAACCAAAAAAGAAGGUUUCUCUUGAUAAGUCUAUCACGUCUGAUGAUGAAUGUUUGCAAGACUUGAUUUAUUCAGGUGAAGAAGAUGAAGUUGAAUUAGCUGACAAGUUCACCCAAACUGUUUGUAUAAGCCAAGCAGAUAAAGGAACAGAUACACCUGCAGAAUUGCAGCAACCCGAUACAUCUAAUAAGACACAAAAUCAGCGAUCUAUUGGAACUUCUACGGAUUUCCAGGUCUCACAGCCUCAGAUUAAUGUAACAAGAACGCAUGAUGUGAAUCUAACCAGACUUAAUGCAUAUGCAAUGACCGAAGCUCAUUAUUCAGAAAACUUACAAUUUCCAUAUGGCACACUGAAUCCCACGUUGAAUCCUCAAGGACAAAAUUAUCUUCAACAAGCGCCCUUCUCCAGAGGACCAGAGGCAUUCAAUAUAUUCAUCAAUGGCAUUGAUGUUAGAGCUAAUCCUAAUAUCAACGUCAACGUAAUACCAACCAGGCCUUUUUAUGGUAUAAAUCAGGGACCACGUGUGCAGUAUCAAAAUUAUUGGCCGCAAGAUACACGUUUCCAGAAUAGUUUUCCUCCACCAAUUCCUUCACCAAUCUUUUAUUCUCAAUUUCCCCAAUCGUAUGGGUACAGUCAGAGAAGUGGAGAUCAAAUCCAAAGAGAUGCACGCAACAGUUCUCAUAUGGAAACACAAACACUUUCUAACCAAGAACAGAUGCAAACAAAUGUUGGAAAUACUUCGCACGUACAGCAGGAGACUUAUUCGAACCAAACUGGACAACAAAUUCCAAACAAUGAUACCAAUGAAUCUAUUUAUGUAGAUAUGGACUCUUCUUCUACAUAAGAAUUGUUUAAUUGAACAAAUAAAAUACACAAAACAAAGAUAUAAGUAGGAAUUUUAAAUGCAUAAGAAUUUAAUUAAGUUUUAAGAUUGAUUUACGUUUGGUAAUUAUAUUAUUAAGGGAGUACAAACAAAUAAUUCUUGGUGCAAUAUUGAACAUACCUUCGAAUUUUUUUGAACAGGGCAAAUUCUUAAUUUUUUCAGGAACCUAUCUACCUCAGAAUCACAUUUUUUAUACAACUUGGUAUAAAGUUAUUAAUUAAUAUAGUUUUAAAUUCAGCACUAUUAAUCGCUAACAUAAUAUAUAUUUUCAAAAUUCAUACGUAAAGUACAGGAAACAGUAAAAAUUAAAAUAAAAAUACAGGAAAGACUUAGAAGAAGAAGAAGAAGAAAGUUAAUCGUCUUAUAAUGCUGAUUGUAUGCGCAAAUGUACCUCUUCCUAAAGAUAUAUUAAUAUUUUAUAUAGAUUAUGAACUUGUUAGAAUAAUGUUAUUAUAAAAAUCUAAAGUAAAAAAUGUAUGUAUUUCUAUUUUUAAGCUUGUCACAUUUGCACAAGUUGUCUGGGAGUGAUCACUACCAUGUGAUAAGGCUGCCUUAUUUUGUCAAUGUUAUAAAAUUAGCUUUAUAUUACCACUGAAGUGCCAUAUAAAAAAUGUUGGAAAAUUGUCUUACAACAUUGUUUAUUUUAUUUUAGACUUAAUUAUAUUUAAAUGUUAAAUAUACUUCUGAUGAUGUACACGAAAUUAUUUUUUUUAAGUGAAAAUUCUUUAGGCGUUGAGACUUAAAAUGUCAAGGUCACGUCAUCGCAAUCCCGUCACAUCAUCGAGUGGCGAUGAUUUUGGUUUCUUUUUAAUUCAGUUCUGACACGUGUGCUCGGCACACACGCUCUUUUUUUGUAGGAAAAUCUUUCAUAUUCUUUCCGAACAAAACCCCACUUUGUUCCGUCGAGCCACUUUAAUGACGUGGACAUUAAUUUACUAAGAUUUUAUUGGAAAUUUAUUCCAAAUUUUUAUAAUUGUAAGAUUAAAAUUUAAAAUUUAUAAAAAAAGUUACAAAAAAAGAGUAAAAAUAAGAUACAAUAUAGGUAGAUACGAACAAUGAUGGUGUCUUAAAAUCUAUGAAUAGAAUACUAAGAUUUUAUUGGAAAUUUAUUCCAAAUUUUUAUAAUUGUAAGCAAGAAUUGUAAGAUUAAAAUAAAAAAAAAUGUUACAAAAAAAGAGUAAAAAUAAGAUUUUUUUGUAUGCAUUUAAAUAAACGCUUUUGAUGUGAACAUAA